GUAUGUUGACAUUUAUAUCUACUCUUGUCUACGUUUGCGUCAUGUAUUCUGUUCUGUGGGACUUCUUUACUACCAAAGCGUUAUUUGUGAUUUUUCUUGUCAUUACUCUACUAUUUCUUUUACUACAAAAACGAAACUAUGUCUUCCUAGCGGUCAAAGUACUUCCUUUCCUCGUCUACGACAAACUGCGUGGGACAAGCGCCGAACAGCAGUGUCUCGAGUACGUGCUAGCCAACGCACGUAAAGGAGAUGCAGAAUCCGUACUCAACACUGUAGAUCACUUCACGUGCAACUGUCGUCUGAUGAUGAAUAUUGGACCAGAGAAACGACUUGAUGUAUUGGAUCAGGUUGUAAAGAGUCUUAAACCCAAGUCUGUUUUGGAGCUAGGAACUUACUGCGGAUAUUCAGCCAUUGCUGUGGCUCGCCAUCUUGAUCCUGGAUCUAGGCUCUAUUCUGUUGAAAUCAAUGCUACACAUGCAGACAUUGCUCGGAAGAUUGUUGCCUUUUCUGGAUUGUCAGACCGCAUUGAGGUUGUCGAAGCAGCUUCGGAUGACAUUGUAGCUAAUGUCAAGUCGAAGCUAGGAAUCACCGACGGUUUUGACUUGGUGUUACUUGACCACUGGCAAUCAUACUACAUUAGAGACUUGAAGACGUUAAUCGAGCAUAACAGACUACAUCACGGAUCGGUGGUCAUUGCGGAUAAUAUGCUUUUUCCAAAAGUUUCCGAAUAUGCUAAUUACAUCAGAAAUAAUACCGACUUUGAGAGCAAAUUAUACGAGGUCACCACUCUGCAUAUGUGCAACGGAAUUAGUGAUGGCAUGGAAGUCUCAACAUACCUUCCAAAGAACUCAUAGAACGUACUUUUUUGUUAGUGUCUGGUUUAGCAGGUCAGGUUGAGACAAUAUAUUAGGCUGUCGUUGACUAGAGUGUUCUGUAGCAGUUGUUUUGUAAAACUAUUGCAAUGGAGAUCAAACGUUA
Molecule: messenger RNA, 978 nt
Organism: Corticium candelabrum
Lineage: Eukaryota; Metazoa; Porifera; Homoscleromorpha; Homosclerophorida; Plakinidae
Product: catechol O-methyltransferase A-like
Exons: 1
Coding region: 3-854 (283 amino acids)
Molecular function (GO): O-methyltransferase activity
Source: RefSeq, a predicted model, not a curated record